GGCCCUGCACGCGCUGCUGAGCCGCGCGGGCUUCAACAUCGGCCCCGACCUCCAGGUAACGAAGGCCGAGGGCCACCUGGUGACGGAGAUCAACAACGAGAGCCCGCAGAAGGCCAUCGCGGAGGCAUGCAAGAGCCUGGGUCCGUUGGACGAGGUACUUAUGAACAGGAACGGGCUUCUAAUGGGUAUUGAGACCCGCAGAGAGGAGCUCGGUCGGAGCGACCGGACACCGAGCUCAGCGCGGGAGCAGUCGCGCCAGUAUUUGGUGCGCAGCUUCCAGUUCAUGCCCGAGGGAGAGUUGUACGUCAGAAGCCACAAUUUCAACCGCGUGCCUCCCAAUGUAGGAGAGCCUCGGAAGAAUGUGAAACUUCACGUGCGCGAUGACUACAGGGCGCACGAGGACCGCAUUGUGAUGCUGAAGAGGUACUCCAUGGCACGGUUGUGUUUCCAGGAGACUCCUCCGCCGUUCUGCUCCGGCGCCAUCAUAUUCCACUGCGACGCCGGGAGUGCCAAGGUCGAUGAGUUCAGGGAAGAGCUCCAGAACAUGCUGGGCAAGGACUCGCUGCCGGUCACCAGCGCAACCCUGCGAGGGGAGAUCGGCCCCGCGGGGGUCCACCUGGGCGGCAUCGACGCCCGGCCGACCGACAGGCAUGGCCACGCGACACUCACCUGCAUCUUCUGCCACAGCCCGCCAAACCAGGUGACCAACGAAGUUGUGGACGAGCUCAAGUGGAAAGUUUAUUGAGCGUGUAGGCAGUGCAAGACGUGGCGAUGUCGCCUUAGCACGCUAUGCAGAUAGCGCUAAGAGUCUUCCCGAGGCGCUUUGUACAAUGCCCGUACGGGUUACAUUGACGUUAUUCCAGGCUACUGCCGUUCGCGGUCAGUGCCUCCGCUGACUCCUGCUUAGAGGCGUGCCGCGAGCGAACUACCGAGUCACAGAGGUUGGACCUCUGAGGCUGCGUUUUUUGUCCGGCCGCCCGAUGGUCGCGGCCGAUAUUGGCCCAGCCGGUUGUUGAGGUGAGCGUGAUUUUUGUUAUCCUUUGGGUAUUGCCUCCUUCGUUUCACUUGUUCACCCGCACGUGACUAAUAAACAAAUGUUCCAUGUGGGAUCACAAACGAGGUCCCGCGUCGUCAAACUGUGCUGUAGGUGUUCUUAUGCUCACGACUCUGUUUAACUUGCGGGGCGUCUGCCCAGGUGCGAUGAACUUUUUAAAAGGGUGCACGAACACUCUAGUUGUAAUUUGGACGCCGGUAAGUUUUCGCCGGCUCAUGUUAUCGGGCAUCUCCAUGCUGCUGUACUAGCGGGUGGGCAUCACGAGAUAACCAGCUGCAACCAGACGCGCGCACGCCGUGCUGGACAUUUGGCCCGUAUCGUGCGACCAAUGCCACCAGACGGGGCAUGUUGUUCACCAUGCGAUUGCUUUUUGACAGGGUUGCUUGGAGCAGCCCUGUCCCUGCAGGAGCGAGCAAGGGUGGCGGAUGCUGAUGGUUCAGGCGACGGCAGGAGAUCUGAUCUCGGAGGCGCGAA
Messenger RNA from Prorocentrum cordatum, 1528 nucleotides. NCBI's taxonomy places the organism in Eukaryota, Dinophyceae, Prorocentrales, Prorocentraceae. The record is from the annotation of a GenBank genome assembly.